This is a messenger RNA of Verruconis gallopava, 2154 nucleotides long. RefSeq names its product signal recognition particle protein SRP54. Gene Ontology annotation, cellular component: signal recognition particle, endoplasmic reticulum targeting; cytosol. The transcript has a single exon. Gene Ontology annotation, biological process: SRP-dependent cotranslational protein targeting to membrane; SRP-dependent cotranslational protein targeting to membrane, translocation. The record is from RefSeq and is a predicted model, not a curated record. Lineage: Eukaryota; Fungi; Ascomycota; Dothideomycetes; Venturiales; Sympoventuriaceae. Gene Ontology annotation, molecular function: ATP hydrolysis activity; 7S RNA binding; endoplasmic reticulum signal sequence receptor activity. The coding region runs from base 62 to 1663 and encodes 533 amino acids.
CAUAUCUCACCUCCCUACGACCUGAAUUUUCCCCGCUUUCAUUCUCAUAUAGUCCGCUGCCAUGGUUCUUUCGGAUUUAGGGCGUAAAAUAAACGCCGCCGUCGCCGAUCUCACGCGUUCACCUAAUCUCGAUGAAAAGGCCUUUGACCAUAUGAUCAAGGAAAUAUGCAACGCGCUUGUCCAGGCAGACGUCGCCGUAAGGCUUGUCACAUCUUUGCGGAAGUCGAUAAAGGCUACCGUAAAUUUUAAAGAGCUCGCACCGGGCGUCAACAAGAAGCGGAUCAUUCAAAAGGCAGUGUUCGAUGAGCUGGUGAAGUUGGUGGACCCGCACAAUGAGCCUUACAAGCCCAAAAAAGGAAGACCAAACGUGAUUAUGUUUGUUGGACUUCAGGGUGCUGGCAAAACGACAACAUGUACCAAGCUGGCAAGGUGGUACGCUGCGAGAGGAUUUAAAAGUUGUCUCGUUUGCGCCGAUACGUUUCGAGCUGGUGCAUUCGACCAGCUGAAGCAAAAUGCAACAAAGGCCAAGAUACCAUACUACGGCUCGUUAACUCAGACGGAUCCGGUACAGGUUGCAAGGGAUGGUGUUGAAAAGUUCAAGAAGGAGCGCUUUGAGAUCAUCAUUGUGGAUACGUCUGGACGACAUCGGCAAGAAAAGGAUCUAUUUGACGAAAUGGUGCAAAUCCAAAACGCUGUCAAGCCGGAUCAAACCAUCAUGGUGCUUGACGCCUCAAUUGGUCAAGCUGCAGAGCAACAGUCCCGGGCCUUCAAAGAGACGGCCGAUUUUGGUGCUAUUAUCAUUACCAAGACGGACGGUGCAGCAAGCGGUGGUGGAGCUAUAUCUGCUGUUGCAGCUACACAUACGCCCAUCGUAUUCAUUGGCACAGGCGAGCACAUGACCGACCUUGAACGAUUCUCUCCACAACCCUUCGUUUCUAAAUUGCUUGGUAUGGGCGACAUGCAAGGGCUGGUAGAUAUGGUUCAAUCACUCAAGUUGGAUCAAAAGGACACCAUGAAACACAUUGCCGAAGGAGUCUUCACCGUGCGGGACUUGAGAGACCAGAUUGGGAAUAUCAUGAAAAUGGGCCCCCUGUCCAAGAUGGCAGGUAUGAUCCCUGGAUUAUCCAACAUGAUGGGUGGCAUGGACGAUGAGGAAGGCUCAAUGAAGUUGAAACGUAUGAUUUACAUCUGCGACUCGAUGACGGAAAAGGAGCUGGACUCAAACGGUCAAAUAUUCAUUGAUCAACCUUCCCGAAUGGUACGCGUGGCUCGCGGUUCGGGUACCAGUGUGCGCGAAGUCGAAGAUCUGUUGACACAGCACAAGGUAAUGGCCAACAUGGCUAAGAAGAUGAAGGGAAACAUGGCGAACAUGGAGAAGGCUAAGGGAGUCAUGCAAGGCAAGAACAAUAAGCAGCAACUGGAGGCUGCGCAAAAGCGAUUACAGUCAAUGGGCGGUGCUGCUGGACUGGGUGGACUACCAGGCGGCGCGGAUCUGGCCAACAUGAUGAAGAUGUUUCAGGGCGCUGGGGGCGCACCUGGAGGUGGGCUGCCUGCUGGCGGAUUCCCGGGUAUGGGUGGUGGGAUGCCAGAUAUCGGCAGUUUGAUGAAAAUGAUGGGACAGAUGGGCGGUGGGGCCGGCGGGCAAGGAAGGGGAAGAAGAUGAGCAGCGCAGCGAGAGAGAUGGAGAAGGUGGAACAGGACGUACUUACAAACAGAAAAUUUUCCCGCCCUCGAGAUGGGCCAUGAAGAUUCCAUGUGCUCGCUAGCGCGCUAUGCGCUCCAAGGAAGCAUUUGGCGCCAAGCCGGAUACAACAUACAGCUUCGGGAGAGAUGGAAAUCAAGGUGUGUAUCGAUGGAUGUCUGCAAGACUACGAGACUCCUCAAUCACCUGAAGCACUGGCACGUUGGAUGUGGCAACAAUACUUUAAGAAAUUCAACGUGUCUGGACAAUAUUCAUAUGCUCUAUAUCGAGUAAAUCAAAUCGACUGCCACAACGAUAAAGAAGAUUCGUUGUAUAUAAUAAUUCCGAGCCUGUUCAAGCUCCUUCUUUAACACGCUAAAACGCUUCAUAUGCCGAGCUAAUUCGUAUGGCCAUGCGAACGGCAAAUGAACUACGGAUAUUAGCUAGCGCCAAUUCGUCUGGAAACAGUCAUG